Klebsormidium nitens is the source of this 2087-nucleotide messenger RNA. The record is from the annotation of a GenBank genome assembly. Lineage: Eukaryota; Viridiplantae; Streptophyta; Klebsormidiophyceae; Klebsormidiales; Klebsormidiaceae.
CAAAACAUUCCACUCAGUUGUCGUUAGAAGAACGCCCAAUGGACACCCUCCUCUCGCCCGAGGAACUCGUGGUAGACCCCAUCAAGGGCUACCCUUCUGGCUACAGCAGAUUGUCACGCCUAUGCGCUCUCCAGUCCGGUAAUGAGACCAGAAUCGCACCAAGGGGGCCUCCUUUCGCAUGGACCGCAGUCGAUGACCCAAAGAUCAGGGCGGUGGUUCAGACAGUCGAAUGUCAGUUUCCAUUCCUAUCUGAAGCAGCUAGGGAUCGUAGCAGUGUGGUGGGGUUUGAGAGCAGCCUGUGGAUCCAACUGAGUAUUCCCAAUACAAUCAACCAGCCAAAGUCUGAUUGAUUUUACGGUUGCUGUGGUGCUUUUUCACCUUGCUUACCACCCUAAAACGUCUGAGGAGAAUGGGUGACAGACUCUGAAGCGGGUCCAGGGGAACUCAUAUCCAGUCAUAACGCAACCUGCUUAGCGCGGACCCAAACAUCAAGGAAGAAAAAUGACACUCUUUCCGCUUCUGCAAGAGUCACUGCGGUCCAAUCAAACGCAAGUGUCAAGAGUGCCACCGCUCUUUGCACCAACGCCAAAUUGGCGGUGCCAUGCAGCAGUGCUGAACCUGGGGACUGUCUUGAGCAGCGGUCUCUGAGAAUUUGAGAUGAAAGCUUCUUUCAACAGCAACGCAGCAAAUGCUAGAACUCACAAUUCCUCAGAAUGCCAGAACACCGCGGCUCUUCAGCGUCUCCAGUUGCAUUGCUCAGAUGAGGCUUCGCUUCAUGAGCUCAAGGACUGCAUCACGCCAUUGGCAAACAAAGAUGGUGUUCAGUGGAACAAAUUUUCUGCAAAUGAGGGCUCAAUUCUGCGGUUGGAGACCAAGACCCCUGGGAAGAAGAUGGACGCGAUACAAGAUGCUAGCAACACAGGGGCAUACCGAAAAACUGGAAAAGCAAACAGUGGGGGAAGGUUGGCUGCAGCUUUCCAGAGUGCAUCAAAUCUGCAGAUGCCUUGGGAGCGCAGAUGGCAGGCGCUGGGUUCAAGGAGCACAGUCCACAAGCCCUAUGGUCAUGGCGUUGACUCAUCCAUGUGGAACUCCCUUGACCACACCACCGUUCUCUACGGCCUCAUUGCAGCAAAUAUCAGUGUGUGGUUCCUGUGGCAGAGUCCCGAGCGGCGCGAAUUCAUGGAGAAGCACUUCCAGGUUUCGGUCGCGUCGAUAGAGGAUCGCCGGGAGCACACGGCCGUGACCGCCAACUUCAGCCACUCUGACGCGGGCCACCUGGCGCUCAACAUGCUUGCGCUCCACUCCUUCGGGCGUAUGAUUGGACACCCCCGGCUCUUCGGCGGGGGGGGUCUCCUGGCCCUGUACCUGGCGGGGGGGCUCGGCUGCGUGGCGGGGCACUGCCUGUACUGGUCGUACUUCGUGCCGUGGAAGCAGGGCGUUGACCGGCGUGCGUACAACGCUCGCCGUACGCCGUCGGCUCUCGGCGCGAGCGGCUCCGUCAGCGCCCUCCUGACGUGCAGCAUUCUGCUCAACCCGUCGCAGAAGCUCCUCGUUUACGGCCUCCCAGUCCCGGCGUGGUUGUAUGGUAUCUUCGUGACAGCCUUGGAUUUGUCGGGCGCUAUUGGGGUGAACCACGGGAGCCGCAUCGGAUACGCUGGCCACUUGGGCGGUGCUGCCGUCGGCGCUGCCGCAUGGCUUCUUUUCCGGCGCUGUUCGUGAGAUGAUGGGCAGCCGGUUCAAAAUCGUAAAUUAAACCACUCUUUGUUACGUGAUUGUCAAGACCAAAGGGUUGUUGACCGUGUAUAAUAACAUGCCUGUACCAUAUAAACCCUGUAAGGAUGGCACUUUCUGGUGUAGAUGUCUUGUAGAUGAAGGUUGAGAAACUGACUGUGAGGCAGGAUACACAGGUCACUGCAUGGAUAGAACGUCUCAGAAGUACUUGUGUGAAACCGUUUACUCUGGCAAACUGAGUUGGCAGGCUGACAAAUUGACCUCUGUAAAGCUAUUACGCUGCUGAUUUACGGCAUCCUACUCGAUUUCUUAGACAAGCUCGCGCUCAAUCGUGCAACCAAUCCAUCGUACGGCCU